AUGUUUACUCAAUUCUUUGAGUGUAAGGAGAACGGCGUUCUAGCCGCAUUAGAGGAUACGAGUGUUUUAGGCCUGCAAGCCCGGUUACCCGAGUUUAAAGCGGAGGACCCCGAGUUCUGGCUAGCCCAGGUCGAAGCACAGUUUAGGCUAGCUACAGUGACUAUUCAGAUAGCCAAAUUCACACAGCUCAUAGGUCAACUCCCGAGGUCUUUGGCCCCGGGUUUGCGCGACACAGUGUGUAAUCCACCGCCAGAUCGAACAUUUGAUGCUCUCCGCGAUGCGAUCUUGGGCAGAUUUGGUAUGCCAUUCGAAUUCCGCCUCAAACAACUGCUAGGCGGCCUGCGUCUCACAGACAACGGUCUCGACACCACGACAAAACUUCUAAGUUAUAUGCAGGGUCAGAUCGCUAGUCUAAACGUCGAUGAGAAUAUAGUCUGCCUGUCUUGGGUGGUGGCGUGGCAUCCCAACUAUUAG
Molecule: messenger RNA, 474 nt
Organism: Echinostoma caproni
Lineage: Eukaryota; Metazoa; Platyhelminthes; Trematoda; Plagiorchiida; Echinostomatidae
Source: the annotation of a GenBank genome assembly